CAUGGCCUCAAAGAAAGAGCAUAAUUUUAGAUGUGGCAAAAGGGUUAGCUUAUCUUCACUAUGGAGUCAAGCCUUCUAUAUAUCAUAGAGACAUUAAAGCCACAAAUAUACUUUUGGAUGCUGAUAUGAGAGCUAGAGUGGCUGAUUUUGGGUUAGCAAAGCAAAGCAGAGAAGGGCAGUCUCAUCUCACUACUAGAGUAGCCGGUACACAUGGUUACUUAGCCCCUGAGUACGUGUUCUAUGGGCAAUUGACAGAGAAAAGCGAUGUUUAUAGUUUUGGGGUGGUUAUUUUGGAGAUAAUGUGUGGAAAGAAAGCUCUUGAUUUGUCUUACAAUGGAUCGCCAAGGGCAUUUCUGAUCACAGAUUGGGCUUGGUCGUUCAUGAAGGCAGGGAAAAUAGAGGAGGAUUUGGAUAAUUCUUUGUUGGGAGAUGGAAAUUCGGCGAAUUCGAAUCCAAAGGCUAUCGUGGAAAGAUUUGUGCUUGUUGGAAUUUUGUGUGCUCAUGUGAUGGUGGCUCUAAGGCCAACUGUUUUGGACGCAGUGAAAAUGUUGGAAGGAGAUAUUGAGGUUCCUAUAAUCCCUGAUAGGCCAAUGCCUCUUGGGUAUCCUUCUUUUUCCAGGGAUGGGAAUACCUUCAGCAUAUCGCCAGCGGUGAGUGGACCUAAAUUGAAUUCUGGAGACAUGCUAAGGUGAUUGAGAGAACUUGUAAUGUUUGUAUAUCUCUUUAUUGAUCAAGAGGAUAGAUGGAGAUGGAAACCAGAAUCUUGGAAGUCCUUUUUGGAGUUGAUUCAUGGAAUGAAAUAGAGAAGAUGAGGAAUUCAAGAAAAAGCCAAAUUCCUCUAAAUACAUUAAUCAAUUGAAGGAAUUGAAAAUGGGUGUGAACCUAGAUUUCCUACACCAUGGAUCUUUCUGGUGCGUGGAAUAAAAAUGAUUACUCGCAAUGAACAAAAUAGGAAGAUAGCAGAAAUAAUGAAUAUUUUCAUUAGCAUGACCAAGCAUGAUGUGAGUUUUUUGAAUGUUGCGAUUUAUAAACUUUUACACAAUAAUAAUGUGAAA
Messenger RNA from Camellia sinensis, 1055 nucleotides. The record is from RefSeq and is a predicted model, not a curated record. Lineage: Eukaryota; Viridiplantae; Streptophyta; Magnoliopsida; Ericales; Theaceae.